UUUCUAAAUUGUAACUUGUAUUUCGUUAACAGUUAUAGUAGUGAAUGUAAUAAGGUGAUUGGCGGUUUAUCUAUGCAAUAUAGAGCAUAACUUGAAUAUUCAACUUAAUUAUUUUGAAGUUAGUACAUUUUUGUUAAAAAAAAAUUUAUAUUUCUUAUUGGCAUAACCUAUAUAGACUAAAUUGCAUGUAUAUUGUAUAAACGAAAUGAGCGUUCAUUGUUUAUAGUAAAUGGAGGUUACCAAAGUGACUAGUAAGACGAGCAGCUUAAAAUCACUGGUCUUAAAAGCCUGGGGAGAACGUUGGACAGAAAUCCAGUGGGGCAUAUCUAUCAAGUCGGUGUUGCCCAGAGGAGUGAGUGGCGAUGUUUAUAAUUUGGCCGACAUAAUACUAUCUCAAGCUCUUGUCGGGUCUUACCCUAACGAGCUUGUGCUGUCUUAUUUAAGACACUCGUUAAACUGUCAACUUGUGUCGUACGCAGCUAUCCUUCAACGCAUUAGCAAGUACGAUAAAUUUCACAAGAGAUCGUGUGUGAUUGUAUUACUGGAUUUUCUCAAAACCACAUUAAAUGGCAUUACUUGUAGAGGUAAACCCGAGGAGAGCGUGCUGGCCGGAGCACUGUUGUCUCUGGUCGACUGGUUGCUAUCGUGUAUACGCAGCGGACUGUCGUCCAAAGACGGUAUCAAAGAUCCGCUCGACGAUCGGAUCACCAAUAACUCCAUCGAUAUUUUGGAAUCUUUGUUGAAGAAUGAUUUUAUUCUGGCCAUGUUGUACUUGGCUAAACACGCAGAUGCCGAUUUGUAUGUCGUGAUUGUGAAAAAAUGCCAAGAAAUCAGUCAAGACGUGCAGAAUUCGAUGGACUCGAACAUUCCGCACGUGCACAAUAUUUUAAUAAAUUUGUGCAACAUAGACUUUAAAAAUUCGACCAACCUCACGGCGAUGGAAUCCGUUACAUCCUUCAAUGAAUCCAUAACGUACGUGCUGCAGCCGCUGUUAGCCGUGCGUGUAAUGUUAAAUCCGACAGCGGAAACCCAAGUGUUGGUGGACAAGCUGAAAAUGAUUCGUCAAAUAAAAGGCUACAGCAAUCCACGAUUGUACUGCGAGCUGAUCCGUGCGUGCCUGAUGUGCUUGCGCGAUUCGCUGAGCAACGAGGAUCACGGUCCGCAGUGGGGCGCGUUUACGUUCAUUAAAUUGCCACACAUCAUCAAACAUCUUUGCCAAGACUCUAUGAGUUUUAAAGCUUCCGAAGAAGUGAUUGAAGGGUUUGAAAUGUUGUUGGAUAUGUUCCCGUUGUUGGAUUUUAUCGACUCGCAUACGGCGUGCAGUUCCAUUGAACUUCUUCUCAACGAACUGGUCAAACAAGAUUUCGUCACCGAAAACCAGUGUUGCUCCAUCAUUGCCAGAAGAGCCAGCGUUGUAACUACGCUGAGCAGCCCGGAUCCUCCGUCGAACGUACUGACGAUUAUCAUGAGAACAGAGCCCACCUUGCAGAGGAUGCUUAGGACUUUGGAUUCGGAUUUUUCGAAAAUUCAAGAAGCUCUAGUCGGUGUGCUCAGCCAAGCGCUGACAGGGACCAGUCUAGAACUGAUAUUGGCAGCUGCGGCAGUCGAAGGCAAACUACGUAUGUUUGUAGCCAAGUUGAUUAAGUUCAAUGAGUUUAGCAAACAGAUCAACCCGCAAGACAACCCAAAAUUGGUGCGCACCAACGCCGUGUUGUUCGACAUGACGUUCCUGAUGUUGUGUUUCAUAACACAAAAAUACGGAUAUCAAGCUAUUUUCCCCGACGGAGGUAACGACACUUUUUUUGAAAAAUGGUGUAAACAAUGCAUGGUCGAACACGGCAAUCCAAAAUCGCACGAAAACGUAAUGGGCGAAUGCGAUCCGGCCAAAGUAGAAGCUUUGCUCACCGCCAUCGACAAAGGAGAGGAUAUCAUCAGUUGCGACACUAGUUGGGAUAAAAUUUGUCUUACCAUAAUCGGAGUUACACACGAUGUUCUUGUCGCUUGGGAAAACUCUACGUUGAGCAGUAACGACGUUAAACGUAUAUUGGACUCUUUGCGUACUUCAAUGUUUUGUUUGCCGAUCUGUGCGGCGGCUUGGUUGUGUUCUUACAUGCAGGUGUUGCACCAAGACGCUUUACUCAAACCGAUGAACAUGGUCCAACAAUUGCUGAACGUCGUACCCGAAACCGGCGAGAAUCAAGAUAAUUAUUCUGAAUGUCGUCAAGUUUUAAUGUGUCAGGUUAUAAGAAAAAUGCAACAAGAUCUGCACCCGCCAACGAUGCCGGCCAAACCUUCACAUAAUAUCGUAUCCAAAGACUCGAUUCUCGAACAACUCAUACCGAUCUGGGAAGACAUUUUGGAAGAAGGUUGGUUAAAUGUGAAAGCCGCCCAAAAACUCAGAACCACGCUGUUUACUGCCGGGUCUGAUUGGUUUGUGAAUAAUUUAAUAAAGGAAAUGAUGAAGUUGCAAUACCGCGAUGAACUAGAAAAAGCCGUAGAUCUGUUAUUCGCCAUAUUCCACUUUGAUAUCGAACACUGUACUCUGGCGUUGCUUGAACUCAUGCCACAAUAUUUGUUCAAUCCCGCAAUAAACGUGGAAUUAAUUGAACCCCAACAAACAGCGUUGGCCAAAUUGUGUUCGUAUUGCAUUCACGCUUCGGUAGAAAUGCAACAGAACAGUAUGGUGAAAAACGACGUCCACAAAGCGACAAAUAACAUGGACAUAGACUUUGAUAAUCUGUGGCCGCCCAAUAAAAUAAUGCGUAUGGACAGCGGAGACAGUGAUGCGAGCGGCACCGAUGUGGACGGAUCAUUGCAACGGGCACUGGUUGCCCUGUUUCGACGUAUCGCUGUUGUCGCAUCUAGACACGAGCAACUUUGUAGAGAAACCCAUUUUGUUUUAAGACUACUCGAGCAGUUAGUCAUGUGUGGACGAGGUUCAUCGCAACUUGUUUUAAGACAUUUGCCACCGUCCGUGCUUCCAAACUUGAUACGUUGCGUACCGGACCUGUUCACUGUUGACUUGAUAUUGAAUUUGUACGAUUUAAACUCAUCGUCUGGUCGUAACGCGGCGACUAGCGACUUGUGCUUGUUGCAGAAAACUCGGUGUUCAAAGAAAAUUGAAAACUUGUAAAUUAACAACCGAUUCCAUUCAGUACUAACUGGAGUGUUUUUCAAAUACACAAAUACUGUACGUCGAGUCAAAGCAAUAGACGAUAUCAAAAUAUCAGUUCAAAGUUUCAAAAUAAUAUAUUUUUCAGACUAUUUUUGAUUACUGUGAAAAAGCAAUUAUUAUCAAUUCAUUAUAAUAUAUGAAACUGGAAAUUAAUUUAUAUCCCAUA
Messenger RNA from Adelges cooleyi (spruce gall adelgid), 3341 nucleotides. It is a transcript of the gene MED24, whose product is annotated as mediator of RNA polymerase II transcription subunit 24. Gene Ontology annotation, molecular function: transcription coregulator activity. The transcript is spliced from 18 exons. The record is from RefSeq and is a predicted model, not a curated record. Gene Ontology annotation, cellular component: mediator complex. Lineage: Eukaryota; Metazoa; Arthropoda; Insecta; Hemiptera; Adelgidae. Bases 230 to 3133 code for a protein of 967 amino acids.